AGGUAUGAGAGCAGUGGGGCGUGGCGCCGGUGGACCUGGAGCGUGCGCAGGCACAGGGAGGCGCUACGGCAUUAAUGGCGGAAGUGGAUCUAGCUGCCGAGUUCCCUCAGCCGGCCGGUGUUGCGCGCUGGGCCGAAGUUAUGGCUCGCUUCGCGGCUAGGCUGGGAGCGCAGGGCCGGCGGGUGGUGUUGGUCACGUCAGGCGGCACCAAGGUCCCACUGGAAGCGCGACCAGUGCGCUUCUUAGACAACUUCAGCAGCGGGCGGCGCGGGGCAACCUCGGCCGAGGCCUUCCUGGCCGCGGGAUACGGAGUCCUGUUCUUGUGCCGCGCUCGGUCCGCUUUUCCCUUUGCCCACCGCUUCCCGCCCCAGACGUGGCUGUCGGCUCUACGGCCCACCGACUCAGCUCAUUCAGGCCUGCUGUGCCUGGAGGCCGAAGAGAAGGCACUCCCGGGCUUCGCUGCAGCCUUGCGGAGCUACCAAGAGGCUGCGGUUGCCGGCACUUUCCUUGCGGUAGAAUUCACCACUUUGGCGGACUAUUUGCAUCUGCUGCAGGCUGCGGCCCUGGCACUCAGUCCGCUAGGCUCCUCUGCGAUGUUCUACCUGGCUGCGGCUGUGUCAGAUUUCUAUGUUCCUGUCUCUGAAAUGCCUGAACACAAGAUCCAGUCAUCUGGGGGCCCACUGCAGGUGGAAAAUUAUGCGAACCGUGUCUGCAACUUAACAGAGAAAAGAGAAAAAUUUUCCCAUGGUUAUGAAAAGAAAAAUGAACAGCUUAGACAUGAGUUUAAAGUACUCCAACUCAAACAGGAAGCCCAACUAAAGGAGGUUGAAGAAAUGUUAUAUCAAGAAGGCUUGUCUGAAAUAGCAAUGAGCAGCCCCAGUGAACAGAUUGCAUAUUUACUGGUGGAGAGAAGUACACUCUUGAGGAAACUAGAACUUAUGGACCCCGAGCCAGAAUCACAAAGAUGUAUGAGCAGUAAACUACAGAAAGAAUUUCCACAGUCCUAUAGUAAAGAUCUAGAAACAGAUAAAACGUCACAAAACAGCCUAGAGAGCGAUGUGGAACAAGCAGCAAAGACAGGGAUGGCUCAUGAAGAGAUCCGAAGGCUCACUGAUGAAGUGAAAGAGAAAGAGCAGAGUAAAUUAGAUUCUGCGCUUCAGAUGGCUCAACUAGAAAUAGAGAAAUUGAAAGAAAAUUUGAUAAAACUAAAAGAAAAUGAUUCAGUUGACCUACAGAAAGCAAAGGAACAUAAUCAGAGACUGAAUGAGGAAAUUCUGGCUUUAAGAAAUCGGGUUAGAUCACUUGACUCGGAAAAAAAAAUGCUUGAAGAAGAGGUUGAAAGACUUAAAGGAGAGAUUCAUGAAUCUCAGGAGAAUGAGCAAGUUGGAAACCACUCCCCUGGAAAAAUUGUGGGUACCCAACAGAAAGUACAGUAUUCAUCAUCUGGAGAAAAACUAAAAUACCAGCAGCAAGACGAACUACAACAACUUCGCCAGAAUUUGCACCGGCUCCAGAAUCUGUGCAACUCAGCUGAAAAGGAGCUUCGAUAUGAACGAGGAAAGAACUUGGACUUAAAGCAACAUAAUAGCUUACUUCAGGAAGAAAGCAUUAAGAUAAAAAUUGAACUAAAGCAGGCCCAGCAGAAGUUAUUAGAUAGUGCAAAGAUGUGCUCUUCUCUCACGGCAGAAUGGACGCACUGUCAGCAGAAAAUCAAGGAACUGGAGCUGGAAAUACUUAAACAGGCUCAGAGCAUUAAAUCACAGAACAACCUACAGGAAAAGCUGGCUCAGGAGAAGUCUAAAGUUGCUGAUGCAGAGGAAAAGAUUUUGGAUCUGAAGCAGAAAUUAGAACAUGCUCAGAAGGUCUGUCUCACAGACACUUGUAUUUUGGGGAAGAAGCAACUAGAGGAAAAAAUAAAAGAAGCAAUGGAAAAUGAAGCUAAAGUAAAGCAACAGUAUCAGGAAGAACAACAGAAGAGGAAACUCCUAGAUCAGAACAUAAAUGAGCUGCAAAGGCAAGUGAGAAUUUUACAGGACAAAGAGAAUCGACUGGAAGUGACCAGUUCUCAGCAACAAUUCAGAAUUCAACAACAAGAGACCCUACUUAAACAACUGGAAAAUGAAAAAAGAAAAUCUGAUGAGCAUCUCAAGAGCAACCGGGAAUUGUCAGAGAAGUUGUCUGGGUUGCAGCAAGAGAAGGAAGCUCUGUGUGAAGAAUAUGGGCAAUUUUUGAAGCAGCUUGAUGUCCAUGUGAGAAACUACAAUGAGAAACAUCAGCACCAGAAAACCAAGCUUCGCAGAGUCAAGGAUCGUUUAGUUCACGAAGUCCAUCUACGAGAUGAGAGAAUUAAACAGCUUGAAAAUGACAUUGGAGCACUGCAACAACAAAUGGAAAAGGAGAAGGCAUUCCAGGACCAGAUCACCACCCAGAAUGAUAUCCUGCUCCUAGAAAAAAGGAAACUUUUAGAGCAACUCACAGAGCAAGAAGAAUUGAUCCAUGGCAACAAAUCGAUAAUAUCUUCAGUGCAGAGCAGAGUACUUUUCCUGGAUAAAGAAAAUAAGCAAUUACAGGAAAACAGUCUCCGGCUCACACAGCAGGUCGGCCUUUUAGAGCGCAUUAUAAGGAGCAUGCAGAUUCGCAGAGGAGAGGAAACAACAAUUAGUGAAAUCCCUGAAUUUGAAGUAUUGAAUAAGAUAGUGCCUUUACCAAAUUCCAGUUUUUCAGGAACAGGUUUGGUAGAGUCAGUUGGAAGUCUUCAAGAGAUUGAAGAACAUAAGUCACAAGAAGCAAUGGCAAAGCCAAAGUCCGCUGAGUCUCUUUCAUGUUCACAGAGUUCUGAAGUUGGAUACAUAAAUGUGGCUUCUUUGAAAUAAACACACAGCAUCCAAGAACAAGACCAAAAGUCAGAACUAUAAAAUCACUGAUGUCUAAAACUAUACUGAAGUUUGGACAUGAGGUGGAACUUGACAUGGAGAAGAGUUACCACACAUCUCCACUGGACAUCAACCUGGAGUCUUAAAAAUCGCUGAUAAAUUCAUUAAACCAGUUCAAAACAUAGAUUUCUCAAUUUUGUUUGAUGUCCUCAAAUGCCUUGUAUUGAUCAAUAUAAUGACUUAAGUUAAAUGAUUUAAUUAGGUUUCUGUUCAGCAGAGGACAUAUAUGGUCAAUUCAGCAUUCUUUCCCACUAUCACAGGUAUUUUUUUCUUGUUAUUCUUUUCAUUGUAAAAACAAUAUAAUAACAUUAAAGCAAGUAUUUCAAAAAGAAAAAAAUCUCUUACAAUCCCACAUUCUUAA
Messenger RNA from Trichechus manatus latirostris (Florida manatee), 3294 nucleotides. Its product is annotated as phosphopantothenate--cysteine ligase. The record is from RefSeq and is a predicted model, not a curated record. Gene Ontology annotation, molecular function: phosphopantothenate--cysteine ligase activity. Gene Ontology annotation, biological process: coenzyme A biosynthetic process. The coding region runs from base 75 to 2873 and encodes 932 amino acids. Gene Ontology annotation, cellular component: nucleus; cytoplasm. The transcript has 18 exons. NCBI's taxonomy places the organism in Eukaryota, Metazoa, Chordata, Mammalia, Sirenia, Trichechidae.